AUGACGACCCGGACCAACGAGCAGGUUAUUGCUGAACUCGGCUGGACGAGGAAGGUUUUGCGCGACAUUACUGGUGUGACGCCGAUAUACUGGCGUCCGCCGUUCGGCGACAUCGAUGACCGUGUGCGUGCGAUCUCCAUUGCCAUGAACUUGAAACCGAUUAUCUGGACACGCAUCAAUGCGACAAUGGACUUCGACACUAACGACUGGGGCAUGAUUGGAGGCUCGUCGACAGCUAUCUCUACUCUGGACAAGUGGAAUGAAAUUAUGAAUGUUGAAGCCAACAUCAGUACUGGGUUCAUUGCCCUGGAACACGAUCUUUUCGAGCAGACGGUCGACCUUGCUGUUGGAUACAUUCUCCCGGAGGCCCUCGCACACCAACCAAAGUUCAACAUGACGCCAAUUGUUGAGUGCCUCGACAUGCCGCUUGCGAACGCCUAUCUCGAGACUAACGACAACUCAACCAACCCACCUCCGCUAACUGCGUACCUCGCCAACAGAACGAUUCCUGGGACGACACCCCCUGCCGGGUCGUCAAACUCGACAGGAUCCAGUGGCGGAAAUCCCAGCGCGAGUGGGAGCUCGGAUGGGAGCUCGGGUGGUUCGCCUGGAUCAUCAGAAAAGAGUGGUGCAUCAAGUAUGAUGGCGGUCGGACCUGCUCUGCUUACAGCCGCGCUCGGUGUGGUUGGGAGUGUCGGUGCCAUUUUCCUCUAA
Messenger RNA from Fibroporia radiculosa, 714 nucleotides. RefSeq lists its product as uncharacterized. Gene Ontology annotation, biological process: carbohydrate metabolic process. NCBI's taxonomy places the organism in Eukaryota, Fungi, Basidiomycota, Agaricomycetes, Polyporales, Fibroporiaceae. The transcript has 3 exons. Gene Ontology annotation, molecular function: chitin deacetylase activity. Bases 1 to 714 code for a protein of 237 amino acids. Gene Ontology annotation, cellular component: membrane. The record is from RefSeq and is a predicted model, not a curated record.